Messenger RNA from Rotaria sp. Silwood2, 291 nucleotides. Lineage: Eukaryota; Metazoa; Rotifera; Eurotatoria; Philodinida; Philodinidae. The record is from the annotation of a GenBank genome assembly.
AUGCGUCUUCUUGCAAUACUCUUAUUCGUUGUACUUUCAUGUUUUAGUGCUGAAGCACUUAAAAAACGACAGCUUCAACAAGCUCAUGCUGGCUAUUGUCCAAUGCAUAUGAUGAUGUGUGCCGUUUAUUGCGCGCCUAAUUUUCUUAAUUUACAAGCUUCAAGACAAACCAAUGGUUGCGCAAGAGAUAGUGAAUGCGCUGUCGAUGAAAAGUGCUGUAGACCGGCUUGUGGUUGCGCCAAUAGAUGCACGAAAGCUUUAGAAAAGCCAGGAUUUCAAAAACUUGCUUGA